AUGCUGCUGCGGCCCUCCUCUGUGAGCCGCCGGCUCAGAAGACCCUCGUCCUUGCUCCGCUUCUGCGCCGGCCUCGCCCUGGCCGCCCUCGUCCUCGACACUUUGUUCCUCACCAGCCAGCUCCCUUUAUCCCACCGCUCCAGCAGCCGCCGGAUGCCCCGGAACCCCCAUUCCCUUAACCAGACGGUCUUCAUUGCCUCAGUCCAUCAAAAUUCCGCUCCCAGGCUGCACGCCACGUGGAGUGACGCCGUCGUUCAGCUCAUCGGCCUCCUCGGCCCGGACAAUGUCUACUUUUCCGCCGCAGAGCACGCCUCCUCGGACGGCACCAUCCCAGAGCUCGUCCAGCUCGAGCAGCGCCUCAACGACCUACAGGUAGGAAACACCAUCCACCUCGGCCGGACGGCAUGGGACCUCGAGGAUGAAGCCAACGGCCAGCCGCCCCCCGGGGCCGAGGCCGGAUGGCUCUGGCAUCCCAAGCAUCAGCGGUGGGCCCUGCGCCGCGUCCCCAUCGAUGCCCAGGCGAGGAACCAUGCCCUCCUCCCCCUCCGUGAGCUCCUUCUCGAACAAGGACGCUCCUUUGACCGGGUGCUCUGGCUCGACGACAACAUCGUCUUCCGUCCCGAGGAUGUCGUGUCGCUCCUCGAGACCCGGGACGGUGACUACGCGGCCGUCUGCAGUGCUGCUCAAGCCGGGCCCUCCACCCACCGUCUCAACGCCCUCACCCUGCGAGACGACGACGGCCAUCUGCCCGUCAGCACCCACUGGCCCUGGCUCUCCGCCUCGACGUCCCGCUCCGCCGCGUGGGCCGGGUCGCCCAUCCCAGUCCGCUCGUGCUGGGGCGGCAUCGUCGCCUUCGACGCCCAGCCCUUCUACGACCCCGACUCCCCGCUGAGGUUCCGAAGCGUCAGCGACGAAGUGGCAGCUCUUCACCUCGAGGCAUCCGAGCGAUGCCUCAUCCACGCCGACAACCCACUGGCCAGCUCCAGGGGAAUCUGGGUUGAACCGUCGAUCCGCACCGCUCUUGACUGCAAGGAAGGGUGCUGGAAGGUCGCCCGCCCCCUCUCCCCGGACACCUGGCUCACGGCCAUGAGGGGAGUCUGGUCCAACCGACUGGGGACCUGGCGAGGACCCCGAUCCGGCGCCGAGACGAACUCGGAACUGCCCCGGGUGAGGGACUGGGCUGCUGCCCGCGGUGAUCCCCGGAUAGGCGGCGACGGGGCCGUUUCCUGCCUGAUGGACGAGAUGCAGAUCAUCAAGAGAACCAAGUGGACCUUCAAACUCUCGAACGCGGGAUCGUAG
Clonostachys rhizophaga is the source of this 1299-nucleotide messenger RNA. The record is from the annotation of a GenBank genome assembly. Lineage: Eukaryota; Fungi; Ascomycota; Sordariomycetes; Hypocreales; Bionectriaceae.